Molecule: messenger RNA, 1679 nt
Organism: Centropristis striata (black sea bass)
Lineage: Eukaryota; Metazoa; Chordata; Actinopteri; Perciformes; Serranidae
Product: butyrophilin subfamily 3 member A2-like
Exons: 13
Coding region: 5-1426 (473 amino acids)
Source: RefSeq, a predicted model, not a curated record
CGCCAUGCAGCAGGACAAAUGGGGUGUGUUAGUCUCAUUUAAUUACCAGAACAACAAGAUGCUUCUGUCUCUCCAGUCUCCAGUCAGACUCCUCAGUGUUUUGGUUUUCCAUCUUCUCCUCACACACCUUUGUAGAGGUCAGUCUCAGUUAGUUGGUCCAUCUCAGCCAAUAGUGGCAAACGUUGGUGAUGACAUCAUUUUGCCAUGUCACCUGGAGCCUGCGGAGGAUGUUGCUGCCAUGACGCUGGAGUGGACGAGAUUGGGCCUGAAACUUAAACUUGUCAAUGUGUGGCGUGAUGGUCAGGACCUUGAUACUAGAAGUCCAUCUUACAGAGGAAGAACUUUUCUAUUCACUGAUGAACUGAAGAAAGGAAACAUUUCACUGAAACUCUCCACAGUGAAACUUUCUGAUACGGGGAGAUACAAAUGCUUCAUUCCAGAAAUUGAUAAAGAAUCUUUCAUUGAACUUGUUGUUGCAGGUGCUGUUUCCUUGCCUGUCAUUAAUUUAGCAGGGAUUGAUAGAGACAAAGAGGGAGUGGUUCUCCAGUGUGAGUCUUCUGGCUGGUAUCCAGAGCCUGAGCUGUUGUGGCUGGACGGUGAGGGAAAGCUCCUCUCUGCUGGACCUACAGAGACAGUCAGAGGUCCUGAUGACCUCUAUACUGUCAGCAGCAGAGUGACUGUGGAGAAGAGACACAGCAACAGCUUCACCUGUAGAGUCCACCAGAAGGACACCAACCACACCAGAGAGACACACAUCACUGUUCCAGAUGAUUUCUUUAAGGUCCAGUCCAGUUCUUCUGGCACAACUGGUUUAGCUGUUGGUCUGGCUGUUUCCUGCAUCCUGGUUAUCGUGCUGCUUGUGAUUCUUGUGUUGAAACUGAGACAAAACAAAACCAAGACCAAGAGAAGCAGGAAGGAUACAACUGAUGGAGGAGAUCAGAAUGUUACUGAAGAAGAAAUGAAGACUUUGAAGGGAAAAAAGAAAAAGAAGAGCAAACAUAAGUUGGAGGAGGAGCAGCAGAGGAGAGAAGAAGCUGAGAACAGAGUUCAGGUCCUGGAGGAGGAGCUGCAGACUAAGAUCAGGGAGCUCCAGGAUGAACAGAGCAGGAGAAAGAGAGAAGUUCAGCAGAAGGAAAAGGAGUUGCAGGACCAGACUGUUAAGCUCCAGCAGGAGACACAGAGAAAGAAUGAAGCUCUGAGAGACGUGGAGACCCUGAAGACUGAGCUGGAGAACAAGAUAAAACAGCUGGAGAAACACCUCCAGGAGGAGAAGAGCUUGAAGACAAACCUGCAGAACAAGAACACACAGCUGGAGAAGCAGUUUGAAGAGGAGAAGAACAGGAGGAUGAAGUUAGAGAAGGAAGUGGAGAGCUUGAAGACACAGCUGCAGCAAAGUUCCUGGUUCUGGGGGGCAAACAAAUCAUGAGAGAACGUCCAGCAGGAUGACCAGAUCAACCAGUCAGAGUCACACCAACCUGCAAUCUAAUGCUUUAAACAUUAUACAUCAGAGAGAGAAGGACUCACAACUCCCUGCUCUCCUUGUGCUGUAUUCAACAAAAAUGCGUUUUAUUAUAAUAUUUGUUAUUUUGUAUUCUUUGUAAUUACAUUUUACAUUAAUUGUCUUUCUAUCUUUGUAUACUGAGUUUUUUUUUUGCAAAAGCAGACUUGCAAACUUUUGU